Molecule: messenger RNA, 642 nt
Organism: Aspergillus clavatus NRRL 1
Lineage: Eukaryota; Fungi; Ascomycota; Eurotiomycetes; Eurotiales; Aspergillaceae
Product: MARVEL domain-containing protein
Exons: 1
Coding region: 1-642 (213 amino acids)
Cellular component (GO): membrane
Source: RefSeq, a predicted model, not a curated record
AUGUGGUUCGCCAUCUUCAAGCUCCUCCGCGUCGGCGUCAAAGAAGCCAAGAAGCACAAAGCAAAGAAAAACGGCGCCAACGCAGACUCCGACCCCGACUCCAAUAUCGAUCUCUCCACAACCGCCCGCGCCCACGCCAUGCCCGACUCCACCACCGCACGCAACCCCCUCAAACCCCUCCUCGAGACGCUCCUCCGCUUCAUCCAGUUCGCCUUCGGGCUGGCCGUCAUCGGCCUCUACGCGCAGGACCUGCACGGCCGCCACCCGCCCGCCUGGGUCUACGCCGUCGUCACGGGCUUCCUGGCCUGCGCCACCGCGCUGAUUUACUUGGUCUUGCCGUUUGUGAUGAAGGGGCGGGUGCCGCUGGCGCAGCGGGCCGGCUUGCACCUCCCGCUGUUUGUCUGGGAGGCGGUCAUGUGUGUGCUGUGGCUGACGCUGUUUGGGAUCUUUGGGAAGAUGUAUAUCGGGGUGUAUACGGAGGGCGACGGGGUGAAGCGUAUGCGGCAUGCAGUGUGGGUUGAUCUGGUGAAUUUGGGGCUGUGGGUUGGGACGAUGGUGUGGGCGGGGAUGAGGUGGUGGAAGGGGGUGAAGGGGGAGAGGGGAGUGAAGGAGGAGGAUGUUGAGAAGGGGGUUGUGGUUUGA